CACUCAGUUUUCUUUUUACUUGAUGUAGAGAUCGAGGAAGCAAAUCACUGCUUUUGCUUUCAACAUGGAGACAUAACCUUCCCAUGAUGCCCAAGCAGAUGUUUAUAUUUCUCCUUCUCUGGGGUGUAAGGGUCACAGACACAACCACCGGCACAUGGAGGCGGUGUACAGACCUGCUGCCCCUGGAUCUUCUGUCCUUUGUACUUGAGAGGGAUACCUCCAAACUCGUGUCUGGGGUGCGCAUGAAGCAAGCUGGCGGGGUAAGGGGCAUCCAUUUUCUGGGCCCUGAUACCUUAAUGAGCUUCCCCUCCUCCCAGAUAUUGGUAAACUGUGACCUUUUCCCUGAAGAGUUCUCCAUUGUUGUAACAUUUAAAGUCAAUCGUAUCGCACCAAAGAGAAAUGAAUAUAUCUUUUCAUUGCUGGAACCCAGAAAUGCAGAGAAAAAUGCAGCAGAGGAGGUGGAGGACAUUUUAAAAAAGGACAAGAAGAUAAAUUUGUCUGGAGAAGAGCAGCAGAUGAAGAGGAAGCAAGUCAGGAAACAUGAGGAACCAGGACAGGUCAUCCUGGGCCUGAAGUUAUCACAAAGUGGUCUCCAGUUCUUUUUUAAAGGACGCAGCGAGGUUGUGGAGCGUUGGACGUUUCAAAGGAUUCUAUUGGACGAUAACCAGUGGCACACUCUUAUUUUAGUUAUUCAUCGACAUCACAUAAGACUCACAGUGGACUGCAAGCCACCGCUGGAAAUCACUCCCUCCAGGCCUUUCCCCUCAGACCUCAACAUUCAGGGAUCCAGAGUCCACAUCGGCAGCCGGGGAAGAUGGAAGGGCUUGUUUUCAGGUCUGCUUCGACAGCUGGUUCUAGUGCCAAACUCAGACGCAACUCGUCAGGUGUGCCCUUCCUCUGACCCCCAGCUCGUAUCCCUGUCAGUCCCCCCGCUGCUCUUAGACCUGCCUGUCAGAAAGCAGCAGGAUGACAGACGGACGACUUCCUCCGAAAGUGCACAGCAAGUGUCUCUGGGUUUGGAGAGGUCCUGCUCGGAGCUGCUGCAGGGCCAGCUGUGGUUUAAUCCACUCAAGAAGGGCCUCUACUACUGUGACGGCUCAGCGUGGAUCACUGUGUUGGAGGAUCAUAAGAGGCUGGACUACGUGUUGGAACAACAAGUCCUCACCACCAGCUCAGAGACACAUGAUAUAGAGGUGUUUCAGAUUCCUGGUGUGGGUCUGAUGGCAGCGAUGGCUCACCGGGCCUCAGCCUCUGGCUCAGCUGUGUACCGUUGGACCGACUCUGGUUUCCAGCUCUACCAGAACAUCAGCACUUAUGGAGCUCUGGCUUGGAGACAUUUCCGAAUGGGAAAGAAGGUGUUCCUUGUGGUGUCUAACUCUGGGGCUGGAGCAGACAAGCAGCAUAAGAAAGAGUCGGCGGCAGACUUUUCUGUUAUUUACAAGUGGAGCAACAGAAGAAAACGGUUUGUGCAGUUCCAGACUCUGCAGACCUACUGUGCACGAGACUGGGAGGCCUUUAGCAUCAAUCAACACACAUAUCUUGCUGUGGCCAAUCAUAGGCAGGGUGACAAUAAUCACACAAUAAACAGCGUGAUAUACAUGUGGAACAGACCGACAAAAUCUUUUGAGGUUCACCAGCUGCUGCUCACUUCAGGCGCCUACGACUGGGAGUUCUUCACAGUCGGACCGUAUCAUUUUCUGGUGGUUGCAAACGCGUUUGACGGCAUGACCACCUCUGUGGACUCUAUCAUMUAUGUUUGGAUGGAUGGAAGGUUCCACGUGUUCCAGACAAUCAAGACGUUCUGUGCCACAGACUGGGAAAUGUUCCAGAUUGGCAGCAGAGUGUUUCUGGUUGUUGCCAACGGACACAGACUGGAUGGUAACGGGCCGAGUCAGUACACCAUCAACUCAACCAUCUACGAGCUGGACAUGAUUGGACGGUUGUUUGUCCGCUUCCAGGACAUUGUUACCCACAGUGCAGUGGAUUGGGAGUUCUUCAGCCUCGGGGAGGAAUAUUUUCUGGUUGUUGCAAACUCAUAUAAUGGAGACUCCUACUCUCUCAACAGCGUUCUUUACAGGUGGCAGGGAUAUGAAGGAUUUGUUCCCGUUCACUGGCUUCCGACAAUUGGGUGCAGUGACUGGGAGUUUUUCAGCUUCAAAGGAGAAUCCUAUUUAAUCUACUCGAGCGCCAAAGCACCUCUUGCCAAAGUAUUCAAGCUGAAAACUUAUUAGAGAACGAGUGUGCUUUUAGUACUCACGUUGUAUAUGAUUUAUCAUGUAUUUUCAUAUCUUUGUAGGCAGAAAAAGUUUGUGAACAACAUAGCAUUUACAAAAAAUUAAUUUAACAGUCAAACAAAUUAUUGAAUUUAUAUUUUUGUUUAUAAAAGCUUUAGCUCAUGAAAAUCUUUUUGUAAAUCUUCACAACCAAUAUAUAUGAUUUUAAAACAUGAUGGGGCUGUAUUUGUGAGGAUUGACAAGAAAAGAAUAUACUCAAGCUCCUUCAAAAUCACAAUUUAUCUAUCAGUAAAGAAUUAAUAUUAAACAUUAUUUAAUUAUUAUGGUUACCUGGGUAUUAUAACAUGAUAUGUAACUUUUUUGUUUAUMAUCUAGAAUAUUUAUUUUCUUUCCUCUUAUUAUAUCACUUUGUACUAGACUUUUGAAAUUACCUCUGAAUGAAUURCAUUAUUUAUGAUUAAAACUGAUUGUAAAUUAUAGAAAUUUUACUAAUCAAUGUUUGAUUCAUUUUUAUGCAUUUAUAAUAAUUUGUUUUGUUCGUUUAGUCUGUGGAAUACUUGAGCACUUAAUUUUCAGAACAUAUAAAAAGAAAAGCUGACUAUUUAGUUUUAUCUAUAAAAAACUACAACUCCCACAAGGCCACUGGUCAAAACCCGUGAAGUUACCAGAAAUGUCGUUUUUACAUACAUACAAGUGAAAUUUGUUUUAAAAUAUACGGCUUUAAAUAUCAUGAAAGGAGUGUUUAAUAAAAUGUUAAAGUUUUGUAAGUAAAUAACAACAGCAUACGUGUUUAAGUUAAACACACCAGUCUAACUCCAGUUUCUUACUCGAGUUUCGCUCCAUGACUAAUGACGGUACUACAAGUCCCACAAUGCAUCAUUCCCGUCUUCGACGAGGAGAAACAUGGCGGCUCACUGUUCAGUUGCGGUGUCUUUAUUUACGUUUCGUUUGUUAGCUUUUUUAAGACAAACAGAGGAUGUAAGAGCUUGUGUCCGAAACCUUUUUUGAGUAAAAGUUUAAUUCAAUUAUUAGUCGUUGUUUUUGUAACACGGCGCUGCUUUGUUUUAGUUAUUCGGG
Austrofundulus limnaeus is the source of this 3311-nucleotide messenger RNA. It is a transcript of the gene tspeara, whose product is annotated as thrombospondin-type laminin G domain and EAR repeats a. The transcript has 13 exons. The record is from RefSeq and is a predicted model, not a curated record. Lineage: Eukaryota; Metazoa; Chordata; Actinopteri; Cyprinodontiformes; Rivulidae. Bases 84 to 2231 code for a protein of 715 amino acids. Gene Ontology annotation, biological process: signal transduction.